Peronospora matthiolae is the source of this 1572-nucleotide messenger RNA. Lineage: Eukaryota; Oomycota; Peronosporomycetes; Peronosporales; Peronosporaceae. The record is from the annotation of a GenBank genome assembly.
AUGGUCGUCACGAACGAGACGUCGCGCCUGCUCCCUCGGUCUCCUGACCAUCGUUCAAGCAGUAACCUCCAUCCUGAACCACUGGAUGCCAAGCAUUUGCCCGUUGCUACCAACGGUUUCGAUGUCGAGACAAAAGAGCUCGGAACGUCAAGCUCUCAAUCGCUCAAAGUCUCUCUACUGUCCCUUGGCCACUGGUUGGGCCGCAAUUGCGCCGUGCCAUUCACGCUCCUCAUGUCCGCUAUCGGGGCUGGCACGUUGGCUGUACCCUACACUUUUGUGCUCCUAUCGCCACUUCAGGCGAUCUCCGUCCUGUGCUGCGUGGGACUUGCUAUGGGUUAUACAGCGGAUAUCCUCGUAGACGUUCAUGUCUCGGUGGCAAUCGAAACCGCGACGAACACAUCGCCGCAGCGGAUUGAGACGUACCAACAGUUGGCACGGAAAGCUGGCGGCAAAUUGCUGGCUCGCUUCACCGGGACGUUGACGGCUUUUGCGGUGUUUGGCGCGUGUGUUGGCUGCAUUUGUGUGGUCAAAGACAUGGCACCGACAUUGUUGACUGCUGUAAUAGCGGAUUUUCAUGAGAGACCACCGGACGAGCAGCAGCACGCGGUGGUAAUCGCAGUUUGGCUCGUCGUGCUCGUUUUGGUUCUUCCUUUGGGCUGUCUGACCGACAUCUCGACAUUGCGCUAUUCGUCGUACUUUGGCGUAGCAUUUUCGCUCUAUCUUGUUGGUGCCGUAGCAUACCGCGCUCUUGUCGGUGGUGGGGAAGCUGAAGCUGAUCGGGUUGAUGCAGUAGCAUCCGCUCUGGAGCGGGAAACACCCUUGUUCUGGCGCAUUGCGGAAGUGGUGGGGAUUUACAAUUUCACCUUCAUGCUGCACCUGAAUGUGGUUCCGCUGCUUGUACAGCUUGAGACUACUGAGAUGACAAGAAGACAGGAAGCAGGUGGUGAGAAGGCCGAUGCAAAAGCAGUUGCAGCUGUACCUAUCUUGCGAUACACGAGACGAACGAUGCGACUUUAUCUGGCGCUGGCAGUGGGUGCAUGUGUGUUGCUGUACGCGACUUUUGGUGUUUGCGCCGCGCAGAUCUACGGAAGUCGAACUCGGGGUAACAUCUUGCUGAAUCUCUCAAGUGACCAGAUUAUGGCGGUGCCUCGUGUCGCGAUUCUAUUGACAAUCCUGCUGUCCUUCCCGCUGUUGUUUCACCCGCUGCAAUCGUUGGUUCUCGAAACGAUUGCGGUCUGUACUGCGUCAAAGAGUGAGGAAAAGUCGGAUGAGGAACAAGGGCAAACCCACACGUUGUCACAACCAGUGCAAGCAAGUGCAACUGUGCUGCUAUUGAGUGCGCAGAUUCUCUGUGCAUUGCGUGUACCAGGACUACAAGUGGUGUUUUCGUUUGUGGGAGCCAGCAUCUUACUGAUGCUGUGUUACCUGUUUCCGCUGGUAUGUUACAUACAACUUGCACCGUGGCGCUCUGGUCGUAAGGAACGAACACGCCUUGUUUUUUUGCUGGUACUAGCCGUAGUGGCAGUUGUAUUUUGUGUCGCUGCAACGCUACAGCUCGUGGUAUCGACAUGA